Molecule: messenger RNA, 3949 nt
Organism: Solea solea (common sole)
Lineage: Eukaryota; Metazoa; Chordata; Actinopteri; Pleuronectiformes; Soleidae
Product: UDP-glucuronosyltransferase 2C1-like
Exons: 4
Coding region: 2020-3666 (548 amino acids)
Molecular function (GO): UDP-glycosyltransferase activity
Source: RefSeq, a predicted model, not a curated record
UGUGUGUUUUUUUUUUUUUUUUUUACUCUUAAGUCUUUUCCCAUUUAUAUACUGCAAGGCUGCGCGGACCCUUCACUGUUGCAUGAGUCAGACGUCCCUGAGUUUCCACAUGGUCAUUAUCCUGUCCAGACCCCUGCUGACAAAUGAAAAUGCCUUGUGCAGUUUGCAAUGAAAAUAACUCCUCUGAUAUUGUGAUGGCCAUGCUUAUUUUCACAGACUUAAGCUGAUAUAUGCAACAUGGCACACUGCUGUGAGUAGGUUUGUACGCUGAUGCUCUUUUGACUGUUUACCUUUCAAUGUUAAUCAUUUUCAUGUUUCACGUGAAUUACGCAACAGCUGAUGGUAAAUGCAUGUCAAACCGACCGUUUAAUGGAUGUUCAUCCUGCGUGUUGAAUGAGGGUGAGAAUAGAUUAAAUCCCGGGGAGAAGGAAGGAACACAAACUAUAAAAGCUGAUGGGGAGCACUUUCCUUACAACACCUGUGCCGCAGGGGGCGCGUUUAAAAGCCAGCGCGGAAUUAAUUCUUGUUAAGCUUGUAAUUCCUAUUGGCAGACUCACUGAUGGUGCCCACACAUCCUGUGCAGAAGUGUCUCUGAACGUGAUUAUAAAUCCCUCAGUCAGCUCAAGUAAUACAUUUAAUGACAGAUGUGAAAAUUAUUUAUUUUGCUGGCUUAGUCGCAACAGCUUUACCCACUUAAACUCGAGCAGCAGUCACAUCUCAUCAAUAGGGGGCACUAGGGUGCUACCCCACCUGUUCCACACUGGUCCCACAUGAAGAGCGGAACCACAUGCAUGCAUGUGUGAGCAGAGCGAUUAUGCAACUUGGGGCACAGUAUGCAGAAAAUAUGGGGAGGAAUGACGCAGUUUGUUUUUGCUGUAAAUCAAUCUGUCAUUUUUCCAUGAAAACUACUUCCUGGUGGCCAAGAGAGAAGGUAUGGCUCUGAUAUAAAUGUGUAUGUUUUUUGAAUGCUGAAUGCUUUGCAAUAGGUUUUACUGUCAUAAUGACAAGUUUAAGAAAAACAUUCACCAGGCUUUCCAUGACUGCAGGUGUCAUUUUAGCUUUGUAGGAUUUGCUGCAUAAUCAGACAGUUAAUCGUGGUAAUAGUUUGCAGAUCCGUAAUCGUGAUAAUUAGUUGCAGCACUAUCGAAAUGAAAACUGCAGUCUGCAAACUUUUAAACAUAAACAAAUGUCAAAUGAGUUCACACAAGGCUGAUGACCUGCCCACAUUCAGGAGCCUGCACACAGGAAGCAACAGACGGAGACAACUGCAACAUUGUGCUAUGAAAGUGAGACAACUCACACUACCACUAAGUGAAUUCUACUGCUUAAAAACCCUGGUUCUGCACUGUUGCUGUUUACACACGCUCCCUCAAUCAGGUCUGGUAGUAUUGCUUGACAGAAUCUCAAAUGAAGGAUGCAGCGUACAAAUAACGUUACAUCAUUACUGCACAUGAAGGCGAAACAGAGGCAGAAUAAUAAAAACACCAACAAUUACGCACUGCAGCUUGAAAAUUAGCAACAGGAACCACUUUCAGUUCUGAGACCUGCAACCUACAUUCAGCUGGCAGCGACAUUUGUCAUAUCUGGCAAUAGUAAGUUGUAGUAAAUAAACCAGCAGGUCAAACACCCAGAGAAAAAACACUGUCUCUCUCAUUUUCUUUACACUGGCAAGUCCAAACAUGCAUGGGUUCACUGAAUGCACAGUUGUAAAGGCUCCCAAAAGAGGACAGAGGGUUCAUAUGACGCAAGCAGUUCACGUGUGAUGCAGAAAAUCAUGUACAAAACAAGAGGUUUACUACCAGUAGGUUUACAACAUGAUUAGAUAUGACGUAUCAGAUUUGUGACAGCAUUAUGUCACGUGAAUUAAGAAACAAUUACUUUAUUUUGUGUUUUCAGAGCAUUAGUGCACCGAUCAUGUAACACGUGUUAUGUGACAUAACAACUGUAACUCAAUACAUGUGAAAGGACCAAUCAUCUCUGGAGUUUGAACUCAAAUAGGCAAAGAAACCAUUUGAUGGAAUGUCAGUCUGCAGGCAAGCAGCACGACAGUGGUCACCCUUCAGCCUUGGAAAUAUGCCGCUGUACCGCGUGUGUGGAAUAUUUGCACUCCUUAGUGUAGGUUUGAUUUCCUUCACACCACCUUGUGAUGGGGGGAAAAUCCUGGUGUUCCCAGUAGAUGGCAGCCAUUGGAUCAAUAUGAAGAUUCUUCUGGAGGAGCUUCAUGCCAGGGGACACACCAUGACUGUGAUCAGGGCGUCCACCAGCUGGUACAUUCCAGAAAAGUCUCCCCUGUAUACAUCAAUAACAAUUGAACUGGAUGAAGCUUUAGAAGACUUUUUUGAAUUGUACCUACAGGAGCAUAUGAGGCUGCAGAGAGAAGGGGGUUCAGCAUUUGCAUUCUUCAAAAUCACCAAGGAUUUUAUGUCUAUGCUAUCUACAGCACAUUUAAUGUGGUCUGAGGCCCUUGGCAAAAUCCUUGAUGAUAAAACUAUGAUCAAAAGCUUAAUGGAUUCUCAGUAUGAUGUUCUUCUCACUGAUCCCGCCAUGGCACCAGGAGUGCUCCUUGCAAAGUAUCUCAAACUGCCCCUAGUGCUCAACGUUCGAUGGAUCACCAGUGGAGAAGGCCACUUUGCAAUUGCCCCCACUCCACUCUCUUAUAUCCCAGUGCCAGGAUCGGGUUUAACCGACAAAAUGACUUUCAUGCAGAGGAUCAAAAACCUGUUUUUCUACAGCACUGUAGUUAUUCAGCAGAAAUUCAUGGUAGGGCCCCACUAUGAUGCCAUCUGUGAUAAAUAUUUCGAGGGUGGAUGCGACGUCAUCUCGCUUCUUCAGGAAGCAGACAUCUGGCUGUUCAGGUCAGACUAUGUGUUUGAUUUCCCUCGGCCCACCAUGCCGAACAUCGUCUACAUUGGUGGGUUUCAGUGCAAACCGGCCCAACCUCUGCCAGCAGAUCUGGAGGAGUUUGUUCAGAGCGCUGGGGAACACGGAGUGAUCAUCAUGACCCUGGGAACUUUGGUUAAUGCUUUACCCAAAGAGGUGACAGAUGAAAUUGCCAGCGUGUUCGCCAAGUUGCCUCAGAAGGUGAUCUGGAGGCACAAAGGGGAACGACCCUCCACUCUGGGCAACAACACACUGAUCGUGGACUGGAUGCCGCAGAAGGACCUCCUCGGUCACCCACAGACCAAAGUCUUUAUAGCGCAUGGGGGAACCAAUGGAGUCCAGGAGGCCAUUUACCAUGGUGUCCCUGUCUUGGGGAUUCCCUUGUUCUUUGACCAGUUUGACAACCUUCUGCGUUUGCAGGAGAGAGGAGCUGCAAAGAUCAUUCAGCUGGGUGAGGUUAAUGGACAGAGGCUUGAACAAGAACUGAAGGAGUUGCUCUUUGAAGAGCGCUACAGAGAGAACAUCCAAAGACUUUCACGUUUGCACCGAGAUCAGCCAAUAACACCCAUGGAUCAGGCCAUCUUCUGGGUGGAAUUUGUCAUGCGCCAUAAAGGAGCUCCCCACCUGCGUACAGAGGCUUAUAAGAUGCCCUGGUACUCAUACUAUAACGUAGAUGUACUGCUAGUACUGCUGACUGCAGUGGCUGUAUUGCUGUACUCUGUUUUUGUCCUUUUCAGAUGUCUGUGCUGCAGAAGUAGAAGGAAACCCAAAGCCAAACAACACUGAGAGGUCAAACUUGUGUAGAAAUAUGCUUCAACAGGUUCUCUGAAGAACUGGUGUGUGACCAUUUUAAGUGAUAUUUAUGUUUUAGGAUCUCAUUGCAGUUUGUUUUAAUUUGCCAACAUCUGAUCCAGUGUUAAUUGGACCAAUAACUACAUAGAAUUCAGAAUUUUUUCAUCACUUAUUUACAUCUUAAGGUGUCUUAUUUUUAAGCCUUUGUUAAAAUAACGAUCAGACUAAGCUACCGUGUAAGAUGUACAAAUAAAGUAAUCUCUCUUCUGUUUCAAAA